This is a messenger RNA of Botrytis cinerea B05.10, 2011 nucleotides long. RefSeq lists its product as hypothetical. NCBI's taxonomy places the organism in Eukaryota, Fungi, Ascomycota, Leotiomycetes, Helotiales, Sclerotiniaceae. Bases 81 to 1595 code for a protein of 504 amino acids. Gene Ontology annotation, molecular function: transmembrane transporter activity. Gene Ontology annotation, biological process: transmembrane transport. Gene Ontology annotation, cellular component: membrane. The transcript is spliced from 4 exons. The record is from RefSeq and is a predicted model, not a curated record.
GUCUAGAUUUCAAUUCACCGCUUUCUCGCUGCUUUCUAUUCGAAUAGACACAAUACGCAGAGCAGCUUAUCUUGUAAAGAAUGGCUUCAAAUAAUCUGCCCAGGGCCUUUGGGAACGGCGACGAUGAGAAAGAAGUCGUGGGUCUUCAUGAAAAUGUCCCGUCUCCCGAUCCACUACCCCUCGAUCCAGAUGCUCAUUUAAGCGACGAAGAAAAGGCUGCCAUUGAUCGUAAGCUGGUACGAAAACUCGAUUGGACUUUGAUACCAUGGCUCUGUGUUCUAUACCUGCUCGCCUUCCUUGACCGUUCAAACAUUGGAAACGCAAAGAUUGACGGUUUGCAAAAAGACUUGAAUAACAUGUCGACUGGUGAUUACAAUGCCGCGCUAUCCAUAUUCUUCGUCGCGUAUGCAUUAUUUGAGCCUGUUACGAACGUGAUGCUCAAAAGAUUUCGUCCAUCGAUAUUCGUGCCAAUCAUCAUAAUUGCAUGGGGCUUGUGCAUGACAUUCAUGGGAUUCGUCACGAACUGGUCCGGAUUGAUGGCUGCACGAUUUUUUCUUGGCCUCGCCGAGGCAGGUUUAUUUCCCGGUAUCAGUUACUACCUAUCUUGCUGGUACAAGAGAUCCGAAUUUGGUGUUCGAAUUGCAAUAUUUUUUUCCGCAGCUGCUGUAUCUGGCAGUUUUGGUGGAUUGCUUGCUGCAGCCAUUGUUAAAAUGGAUGGUCUUGGUGGGCUCCAUGGUUGGGCUUGGAUUUUUAUCUUGGAAGGAAUCGUCACUGUCCUGGCUGGAAUCGCUUCAUUCUGGUUGGUCUACGAUUUCCCAGAGAAAGCUAGAUUCCUCUGUGAAGCCGAUCGGAACAGGGUCAUCCGUCGUCUGCAAGCCAACAAUCAAGCAGCAGGCCAUGAAGAUUUCAACACAAAGAUUAUCUGGCAGGCAUUCAAAGAUUACAAGACAUGGCUCGCCAUGACAAUCUAUUCUGGUUGUUCUGUCAGCUUGUAUGCUUUCUCGCUGUUCCUUCCUACAAUAAUUACUCAGCUUGGCUAUACAACAACCAGAGCUCAACUUCUCUCCGUCCCACCUUAUGUAGCAGCAGCUAUCUUGACGGUCGUGAUUGGAUUCCUCGCUGAUCGUACGGCUCAACGAGGAUUGUUUAAUAUUAUUAUGUCUUCCUUUGCUAUCGCCGGUUUCGCUAUGCUACUAGGUAGCGAGCAACCAGGCGUUAAAUACGCGGGAACUUUCCUCGGUGCUCUCGGUAUCUAUCCUUGCGUAGCCAACACCAUCUCUUGGAUUUCUAACAACAUUGAAGGCUCUUAUAAGCGAGGUGUUGUUCUAGGGAUGAUGAUUGGAUGGGGUAAUAUUUGUGGCAUCAUCAGCUCGAACAUCUAUUUCCAAAAGCCUAGAUAUGUUACCGGCCACGCUGUUGUUAUUUCUUUCUUGAGCGCUUUCUUGCUAGGUGGAAGUAUCUUACUACGUUUCUUAUUAAAAAGAGAAAAUGACAAGAGAAUUAGGGGUGAAAGAGAUGCCUGGGUUGAGGGUCUCAAUGACGCUGAGAAGAAGGGUUUGGGAGACAAGAGACCAGACUUCUUGUAUACUUUGUGACCUUAUGGCGUUUUUGUUUGAAUGAAUAGAGUUCUAGAGACGACGAGACAGAUGUAGACCGAAAAAUAAUUGGGGAUACACAUUGCAUACAUUCUUUGAGAGCUCUUAUACCUGCGGAUAGAAAUGCAGAAGCAAAGAGGAACCUUUGAUGACCCCCCGCCCCCUCUCUUUCAAGGCCCUAUGAUUGUUUCAAUGGGUCCCAUACAAUCAUCCUUGUAUCCUUAUAUCAUUGUUUAAUUAUAUGAUUUGGUUUAACAAUAAAUAGUCUAAAUCAUAGAAGAACUUCCUAUCAAGAUCUCAAUACAAUGAUUUCCUCGCAGGCUAUAAAACGGUCCUCUGCUGUCUACACUAGGAAACGAGCAGGCAAUCUAAUGCAAGGUGUACAUUAAGGCCACUAGACCUAAAUUCCUAUCUCA